Chelonia mydas (Green sea turtle) is the source of this 3211-nucleotide messenger RNA. It is a transcript of the gene HJV, whose product is annotated as hemojuvelin BMP co-receptor. Lineage: Eukaryota; Metazoa; Chordata; Testudines; Cheloniidae. Gene Ontology annotation, biological process: BMP signaling pathway. Bases 158 to 1513 code for a protein of 451 amino acids. Gene Ontology annotation, molecular function: coreceptor activity. The record is from RefSeq and is a predicted model, not a curated record. The transcript has 5 exons. Gene Ontology annotation, cellular component: plasma membrane.
CUCCUAUUGGGAGGAAUUAAAAGUGUGGGAUCUCUUUCUCUCUUUUCACAUGCUUUGCUUCCUCCUUGAAGUCCUGCCCUGCCAGCCUCAGGGGAGCUGGUGAAAGAAAAGAAGAAACGGGGGGUGCCUAAUCCCCAUAGGCUCUGGAUGGAUUGGAAUGGGGAAGUCAGCCUGCAGUACGAGCCCACAGCAACUGGAAAGCACCUGCUUCAUCCUCAGAGCACUCUUUCUCCUCCUCUGCUGCAAGCAUGCUUGCUGCCAGUGCAAGAUCCUGCGCUGCAACGCUGACUACGUGGCCGCCACCCUCAACCUGCGCGGCUCCAACAAGGACACGGCUUACUGCAACGCCCUGCGCUCCUACUCCCACUGCACCCGCAAGACGGCCCGGACCUGCCGGGGCGACCUGGUCUACCACUCUGCCGUCCACGGCAUCGAGGACCUCAUGAUCCAGCACAACUGCUCCAAAGAAGGCCCCACGUCGCCGCCGCGGCCCCGCCCACCGGCGCCCAACCACCAGGGCUUUGAGUCCCUGGAUAUCUGCAACUAUGAGAAGAACUUCCUCUACAAGCAUGGCCAGCCCCCCACCUACCAGCACUGUGCAGCCUUUGGGGACCCCCACGUCCGCACCUUCCAUGAUGAGUUCCACACCUGCCGAGUGGAGGGCUCCUGGCCUCUCCUGGACAAUAACUACUUGUUUGUGCAGGCAACUAGCUACCCGGUGGCAAAGAGUUCCAACGCGACUGCCACCGGCAAGCCAAGGGCAGGGCCCUACUGCGCUGGGUGCUGCACAAACAGAGAGUUUCCCAGUCCCCCAAAGAGCUCACAAUCUCAACAGCCAAGACAGACGGCCACUGGGUGGAAGGGAAGCAGUUUGCCCAAGGUCCGGCAGCAGCUCACAAUCAUAUUUAAGAACAUGAAGGAAUGCAUCGACCAGAAGGUCUACCAGGCCGAAAUAGACAACCUGCCGGCUGCCUUUGAGGAUGGGUCGGUGAACGGUGGCGAGAGGCCGGGGGGGAGCAGCCUGACCAUCCAGGAACGCACGCCCGGGCAGCACGUGGAGAUCCGGGCUGCCUACAUUGGCACCACCAUCGCUGUGCGUCAGGCGGGCCGGCAGCUAUCCUUCUCCAUCCGGGCAGCCGAGGAGGUGGCGCGGGCCUUCACCGAAGAGCAGGAUCUGCAACUCUGCGUUGGCGGCUGCCCGCCCAGCCAACGCAUCUCCCGCAGCGAGUGUCGCCACAGUGGGAUUGCCGCUGAGACGGCGCGACUGCUGUGCAAGGAGAAGCUGCCGGUGGAGGACGUCUACUUCCAGUCAUGCGUCUUUGACGUGGUAACCUCGGGCGAUGCCAAUUUCACUCUGGCCGCACAUGGUGCUCUGGAGGAUGCAAAGAUGUUCCACCCAGAUGCUGAGAAACUGCACAUCUUCCAGACUGGGGUGGGCUGUCGUCUAAUCUCUUUACCCUUCCUCCUUGUCAUAGUCAUCUCUAACCUCCUGGCUAUUCAGUUGUGCUUUUAACACUCCUUGUCCAUCAGGUACCAGGGCUACAAGAGGAGUGUCAGUGAGCCAAGAACCUGUAGCUGCACUGUGACAUACAGCCUAGAGUGAGGUGGACAUCAGCUGAAAGGAAACAGUGCUCUAUCCAGAAUCCGCUAUCAUGGGGGUGGAUCCAAACCGGCGAAAGGCCCCGGUCGUAGAGAAAAGGCCUGGAAAUAGCAGCUCAUGCUUCCUAUUCUCAAACAUGCUGAGGACCGGAUUAGUUGAGUUUUGUUCUGCUCCUGAAUCAUAGUGGAAUUUUCCCAUCGUGGGUUCUGAUUUAUUUUUAUUUGUUAAUAAAAGUGGGGAAACUGCUGCCACAUGGGGAAAAAAACCAUACAGGGACUUAUCUUCUAUUUUCUCUCUUUUUUUCUGAUCAUGUGUCUGAAACCCAGGGUGUGGCUCCUCUGAGCUUCUGCCAAGCUAGUUGUAGCACAAAGAUAGGGGUCCUGCAAAUUACCUUCUUGCUUUUUCUCUACCCUACAUGCACUUCAGUUCCAACAUAGCUGUAGCAGCCUCUUGCUCAGGAACCUGCUAGAGUUAGAAAUGAUUGACCCCAGCCUGGAUUCCAAGCUUUUGGGGGGCAAAAGUUGUUGGUUUCUAGCUUCAGACAUUCUUGUGAGAGCCCCUGCAGAAAUCACAUGGAAUGAAGUAGAAAACUGCAAGAGUGUAACCAGAAUGUCUUGCUCAAGGUUUGAGAUUCCUUGAAUCACUUGGGCUAGGAACAAAUAUUUUCUGCUGUGUUCCCAUUGUUUAGACUCUUGGUAUAAUGCUAACUUGUAGCCAUCUGUCUGCAAAAUGUCAAAUCUCUGAAGUUUCACUUUAAAAUUGUCCUCUAAGCAUUGCCAUUUCUCUCUUUUGGGCACUAAUCUAGGACUGACUAUAGCAAAUCCCAGACUUUGGACCACUGCUGAGUUUCCACAAUACAGUGUCGAGAAAAAUCCAUCUAAUGUUCCCCUUUUUUAGCCCAAGCAUUAUCCGUUAUUCUGUCUCCCAUAGUCCCACAAAAACCCAACCAAGAACACUGGCUUGACUUCAAGAGUAAGGUUAGUAAUGUGGUAAACCCCAGAAGUAGCAAAGGCCAAAGCUAGCAGAUUGCAUCAGUGACUGGGUAAAAUAUUAAGGAAUGUACAUAAAUAUUGCUGUGAGGCUGAAGUUAAAUGUUUAAUAUAUUUGAGGUUUUAAGAGAAGUGAAGUUCGAUUUGUUAACAAAUAUUUUCCAAAUACGAAGACUUGUUUUUAAAAAAAACAGGAUUCAUCCGCUAAACAACUUUGCAAUUCUUGUCCUGCUGAACUGUGAGAGGAAUCACGGAGCUUUGAUUCUACAAACAUGGCAUUUGCAGAAGAGAACAGUCAUUGGGGGAGUCUUGUAGGAUUUGCAAACAUUGUUGCAUGAAAGAAUUUUUAAAAAAGUGUGUGGGAAGGCUUAUCAAACCGUAAAACGAGGUUCAUUUUUAGGGCUCAUGUUUCAAGCCAUAUUUGGUUUAUUUGUCUAGUCCUGCUUUUUCCUGGCUCCUCUGAUCAAAGUCACAGUAAAAGGUAUAGUAUAGGGAGCCUCUGAAGUACUUCUCCCUCACACACCGUCCCCCAUGGGGUGUCUUCUGUAAGAGUUUCUCUGUUUCUUGUACAUUGGCAUCGUUGAGCCAUGAACGUUUGACAUUAAAGGUGUCUAUUUUUGAA